UUAUAAAACGGGCCAGUUCUGUUUCUGACGACCACUGGCCAACCCAUAGGAAGGAAAGAGUAUCGUAAACACUAUAGAGAAGAGAGUGAGGAAGAGAGAGGAAGACAAAAGGGGGUGGUGCGUGUGCGGUGCUAUUGGUGUGGGUAGGGGCGGUGUUGGUGGUGGUGGCCGUCGUGAGUGGCGGAAUACGCCGUAGCAUGGAAGAAGAGCUGGCCAUGCUUAGGCAAUUCAUUGGUCAGCUUGUAGACCUUUUCAAUCUCUACGGCUCUCCUCUCCCUCCUUUUGAUUCUCUUCAAUUCCUUCACUUUCACAACCAACAACAAAACAACAACAACAACAACAACAGAUGGUGCGUCCUCAAUCUUGAUGAUGGCUCUGCAGAUGAUUACUGUAGCCUUGUGAUGGCGGCUGGAAAAUCUAGAAGGUUCAAGAUGUUGGAACCUGGCAAGCCUCCAGCCUCCAAGAAACCUCGAAAGGAGCGGAAUCGAGGAAAAUCACUUGGAACUACCAGUUCAAAUGAGGUUAUGCAACAAGAGAUUUGGAAAGAAUUCCCAGAAGACUUGUUUGAAGCCGUUAUUGCUAGACUUCCAAUUGCUACAUUUUUCCGCUUCCGCUCGGUUUGUCAAAAAUGGAACUCCUUGCUUGACUCUCAAAGUUUCUCUCAGCAUUGUGCCCAAGUUCCACAAGCCAACCCCUGGUUUUACACCAUCACUCAUGAAAAUGUGAAUUCUGGAGCCAUUUAUGACCCUUCUUUGAAGAAAUGGCAUCACCCAACUAUAAGUUACCUGCCAACAAAGAUGAUUGUCUUACCAGUUGCUUCUGCAGGGGGUCUUGUGUGCUUUCUUGACAUUGGUCACAGGAACUUCUAUGUCUGCAACCCUCUGACUCAAUCUUUUAAAGAGCUGCCACCAAGGUCAGUGAAUGUCUGGUCCCGUGUUGCUGUGGGGAUGACUUUGAAUGGCAGUGCAGCCAGUGGGGGCUACAAGAUCUUGUGGGUGUGCUGUGAUGGAGAGUAUGAAGUUUACGACUCACUGAAAAAUUCUUGGACCCGACCAGGAAGCAUGCCCUCUUUUAUAAAGCUACCCCUAUCACUGAACUUCCGGUCACAAGCAGUUUCCCUUGGAGGCACGCUUUAUUUCAUGCGGUCAGAUCCUGAAGGGAUCGUGUCCUACGAUAUGGUUACUGGGGUUUGGAAGCAAUUUGUUAUGCCAGCCCCACUCCAUCUGAGUGAUCCCACACUUGCAGAGUGUGGGGGGCGGAUCAUGCUCGUUGGCUUGCUAACAAAGAAUGCAGCCACAUGCGUGUGCAUAUGGGAGCUGCAGAAGAUGACACUCUUGUGGAAGGAGGUUGACAGAAUGCCAAACAUAUGGUGCUUAGAUUUCUAUGGAAAGCACGUUAGGAUGACUUGCUUGGGCAACACAGGUUUGCUCAUGCUGUCACUAAGAUCAAGACAAAUGAACCGACUAGUUAGUUACAAUGUGGUGAGCAGGGAAUGGCUCAAGGUUCCUGGUUGUUUGGUGCCACGUGGGAAAAAGCGGCAGUGGAUUGCAUGUGGCACUGCCUUCAAUCCAUGCUUGACUGCUACAACUUAGCCUCUACUUGUUGUGGCAAUAUUUGCACGUUGGUGAAAGGGGAUUUUACAUAUUUAGUGGUUGGCUGCAAGGUUUUGCUGCUGAUUUGUCCCGGUACCAGCUUCCUUGGAUGUUUUAAUGAAGUAGACGAUACCAGAGGUUUAAUAUAAUGGUAUCUAUUCAUGUACAAACAUGUUGUCUAAUAACUUCUGAAUUAAAAAUUCUCGUUUGAAAUGCUA
Messenger RNA from Populus trichocarpa (black cottonwood), 1810 nucleotides. RefSeq names its product F-box only protein 6. Lineage: Eukaryota; Viridiplantae; Streptophyta; Magnoliopsida; Malpighiales; Salicaceae. Gene Ontology annotation, molecular function: protein binding. Bases 198 to 1592 code for a protein of 464 amino acids. The transcript is spliced from 2 exons. The record is from RefSeq and is a predicted model, not a curated record.